This is a messenger RNA of Lentinula edodes (shiitake mushroom), 978 nucleotides long. RefSeq names its product UPF0014-domain-containing protein. The record is from RefSeq and is a predicted model, not a curated record. Bases 1 to 978 code for a protein of 325 amino acids. Lineage: Eukaryota; Fungi; Basidiomycota; Agaricomycetes; Agaricales; Omphalotaceae. The transcript has 8 exons.
AUGGAUUCUCCUUCUUCAGAUGAAGGCACUGAACUAACAUGGCUGAAUGUCGCCUUGGCUUUUGGAUUCAUCGCCUUUAACGUCAUAUUCUCAUAUGUCUUCGACUUGGGAGUAGGAGUAUCAUUACUCGUCGCCGCGACAAGAUGUGUCGUCCAGUUAGCAAUUGUGGGCACGCUAUUACAGAAGGUCUUUGAGACUGACAAUCCUUGGGCUGUAGCAGGAAUCGCUUUCUUGCUGAAUCUCAUGGGAACUUUUGAGAUAGUCGUUAACAAGUCGAAGAAACGGCACCAGAACAUGUUCCCUUCGGUGUUGUUCAGCUUGCUUGCUUCUACUAUUCCAAUAUCUAUCAUCGGCGUAAGGUUUGCGAUGUCAGUCACGAAAUUCUGGGAACCGGCACAAUAUAUUCCGGUCGUGGGUAUGCUUUGUGGAAGCACGAUAAACGGUGUGGUUGUUUCGAUAACUUAUAUUCUCAAAGAACUGCAGGAAAAUAGAGAUCGGGUAGAAAUGUACCUUGCAUUCGGAGCUUCUCGUUCUGAGGCUUGUAAACCCAUUCUUGUGGAUGCGUUGCGAAUAGCCCUUACACCAACGAUAAACCAAAUGAGCGUCCUCGGUAUCAUAUCUAUCCCAGGUAUGAUGACCGGAGCCAUCCUCGGUGGAUCCUCUGUCGAACGAGCAGCAAAACUUCAAAUGAUAAUCAUGUUCUUCCUUUCCGCCUCAACUGCCCUCGCGUCAAUUUGCUCCGCAGGAUACACCAUCUCUGUUGUGGUCGAUCGAGAGCAUCGCAUACGCCAAGAUAGAAUUUAUUCAAAAUCAUUGUACAACUUUUCGUUUUCGUUGACAAGCUGGGGAUUGUCGCUAUAUAAGGCACUAGUAGGAGGCUUUGCCGCAAAAGACAAUGCUGUUCGUGGGGCAAGAGAAGAAAGCGGAGGAUUGCUGGAGAGAGGCUUGUCAUACGAAGAUAGCCCCCCUCUGAAUUGA